UGUGCUCUUUUGCCAGGGUUCCUGCUGGGUUCAAGUCUCUGCUUGCUUAUUUUUCAGGUGACAUUACAGAACACUCACGAGCCUUCAGUGGAGGUCAACACAACAGAUUGGCUCCAUGGGGAACACUGUCUUCGUGCCCGAACAUCCUUUAGAAAUGAAGACAAGUGGAGCAAUUUCUCGGAACCAGUUUGCCUGUGGUUGCCUGAAGAAAGAAAAUGGGAAAUUGUUGCCAUUCCUUUGCUUGCUAUACUGGCUACUGGUGCUGUGUUGCUUAUCUUCUAUUACAACCACACGAUCAAGCAAGUUGAGACGCCUUCAGCUUUGGAUUUUUCUAAGUACCAGCACCCAACGUACCUGCUGAAAUUUAAUGAAAGGAAGUUGACCAUACAGAAGGUCGACUUUAUUCUGGAACCGAAAAUCACACCUGCCCUGUCAACUCUUUCAGUGGAUUCUUUGUCAAAAGAAAGUGAAGACAGCGAGGAUGUGGAUGAUAGUAGUAGCCACAUUCCUUACACAAAAACUCUUCGAUUCCAGAAGAAGGAUGAAAACUGCUCAACGGUUGGCACUUUUCCAACAUGUUCCGGCUCUUCUUCUGGAUCUGGAGAUUCUCAGCGAAGUGGAGAAAGCUGGCCAGCUGCAACAAUGUCAAAGCCCUUUUUUACAGCAGAAUGGAUGACAGCGGGUGCUUCUUCUGGACUCUUAGAGAAGACUUUCCUUUCUGAGGACUCCAUUAUGGAUGAAUCAGUUAGCUUUGCAGAUGACUUCUCAGCUCCUAGUAGAGAAGGUCAAGAAAUUACAAACAGUGAUGUCGACUUUUUGAACCAGUUAAUAUUAUCAGAAAGUCAUGGCUUGUGCUUUUCCACAGGUUUGCAAAUUAGAACUGGAGGAGUCCAAUGCAGAAGCAUUUGUGCAAGUCUAGAAAACUCACAGACAUCUCUUUGUAGUCAGCCUGAAAGGCAGUUUAUAGAAGAAUGGAGAUGUGAAAAUGACUCUAGCAGUCAUGAGUCUGUCCGGCAAGAAACAUCUCUGCUUGAUGUGUUUUGUAAAGACAGGGUUGAAAAUGGAGAACGGGUUGAAAACAAUACUCUGAAAUCUACAGGCCACAAUUAUCAACCCAGACAAGGACAUUACAUUUCAAGAACCUGAUGCCAGUUACUGGUAUGUAUUCUAAGAGUUAGAGAAGAUCUUGCCAUGAUUUUUCUGAAAGAUCCUUUGGUGAGAGUUGUACUUUAAAAAUCCCAGUCAAAUUCUGUUUGGAAUCAGAAUGAACCAAACAGGACAGAGAUUAUAGUUACAUUCUAUUUCUAGGUUGCCAUAUUCUUCCAUUACAUCUUAUUCUACAAAACAAAACAAAGCAAAACUGAACUUUCCUAAGUGAAAUUCCAUUGAGAUUGAAAACCGGAACAGUGGUGUUCAUUAGUGAUUUUGUCAUGGAAAUUAGAAUUUUCCUAUGGAGAACUGGAAUUCUUGGAAAAGUGAGUGUUGUUUCCCAACUGACUAUUGGGAUGUUCAGCUAAAAAAUAUCAUAUUUUGGAUAUCCAUAUCCAUUUCUCCAUUUGUGAAUAGUUGGAUAUGUUUUCCCCAUCUAUUUUAGUCUUUUUUUGAACAGUGAUUUCUAAUCAGAACUGUAACUAGCCAUUUGCAACUCUCUUUAGUGUCCACAAAUUGGUUUAAGCUUGCUGACACCAAUAUGUGAACAAAUAACAGUUCAGUCUGAGAUCAAGAAUUGAGAACAGGAAAUACAGAAGGUUCUUGUGGAAACAUUAAGCAUUGCAUUAUGUGAGCUAAUCCAGACUGGUGCUGUUCUUUUAAGGUGAAAGGCAUAGUUUCUAGAAUUGAGGAAGAGAUAAAGAUAAUAUCUCCCUCUUUUAGAGAAAGUUCUUUCAACCUCAAACUAGGCCUUAAUAACCUUUUUUUCAUCAACUCAUUGCAAAGACAAAAAAGAAAUGUCAGAUAUGCUCUUUAUUGUGCAAUUGUAUGCACACAAACUUGGAUCUAAGUUUAUAUUGAAGUGAAAUACCAAUAAAGGAAAAUACCUGUAGCUAAGGGUUGAAAUUAGGGGGUCCUUGGUGUUCUCUGAGCUUGUUUUGUUUUCUUGCAGGCAUUUCAUCACCCAACUAGAUAACAUCAUCAGCGCUAGUGUUGCUAGUACUGCUAAAUGCUAGUGAUGUUAUUACUGAUGAUGUUACCUAGUUUGAGCAAUGAAAUGCCUGCAAGAAAAAAAGCAAUCUCAGAGAGCACCAAGGACGCCUAACUGUGAAGUAUUUCAAACCAAGAGCCACUCUCAGAUUCUAAAUAUUAUUAUAAAAUGUCUUUGUGUUUUAUGCCUUCAUUUACAUCUCAUAUUGAGAUUGCCAUGUUGUGUCUCUCAUUGGUUGGGGCAACAAAAUUCAUGGACCAUUGUAGUUCAGAGUUGAACUAUAACUCUUUGGUGCCCUGUAAUACCGGAAGUGAUGAAA
Notechis scutatus (mainland tiger snake) is the source of this 2459-nucleotide messenger RNA. NCBI's taxonomy places the organism in Eukaryota, Metazoa, Chordata, Lepidosauria, Squamata, Elapidae. The record is from RefSeq and is a predicted model, not a curated record.